AUGGAGGCAAAUGCUCAUGAAGAUCAAGAUGAAUUUGUUUUGCUUGACUUGGAUAGUGUUUAUGGCCUAAUUGAUAUUCCCCCAAAUGCUAACUAUGUUCUUAGGGGUCUUGAUACUUUAAACCCAGUAUUGAUCAUUGAAGACAAAUUUAAGCUGAUUGGGGAAUACGAAGAGACAAUUGGAACAUGUAUCGCAUUUGAAGAACAUGAGGCACCGGUGGUUCAUGAAGAGACAGGACCAUCUGAAGCAAACCUAUUUUAUGGAAGAAGACUAAUAGAUUCAAGUCAACCUCCAACAAAGCAAGUCAAACCUGUAUGUCAGCUUCAUAAGGUUCUCAAAUUUAAAUUAUCACCCGAUUCUGAAAUUCAAAGUCGCACUAUGGAGGAAGACAAUUGA
This is a messenger RNA of Lathyrus sativus (Indian pea), 396 nucleotides long. The record is from the annotation of a GenBank genome assembly. NCBI's taxonomy places the organism in Eukaryota, Viridiplantae, Streptophyta, Magnoliopsida, Fabales, Fabaceae.